Messenger RNA from Leptonychotes weddellii (Weddell seal), 2164 nucleotides. Lineage: Eukaryota; Metazoa; Chordata; Mammalia; Carnivora; Phocidae. The record is from RefSeq and is a predicted model, not a curated record.
UUCAGGAAGAAGUACGGUAGCGUCCAGCCUUCCGUGAACGAUGGAUCCCCUGGAGUAAAGAACGAUGCCUGUGGUCCUGCGAGCUCAUCGGGAUGUAUAGAGCAGGGGACGCAGUGGAGCGUCCACUUCACGGGCCGGCGCCCCCUCGCAUGAGGAGUGUGGAGGUGGCCAGAGGAAGAGCAGGGUACGGAUUCACCCUUUCUGGCCAGGCGCCUUGUGUGCUCAGCUGUGUCAUGAGAGGGAGCCCCGCAGAUUUUGUGGGCCUCCGUGCUGGUGAUCAGAUACUCGCUGUCAAUGAAAUCAACGUGAAGAAAGCGUCCCACGAGGAUGUGGUGAAACUGAUUGGGAAGUGUUCUGGCGUCCUGCACAUGGUGAUUGGUGAAGGCAUGGGCCAUGUGGAGUCCUGUUCCAGUGAUGAAGAGGUUGGAUUUUAUGAAGGAAAAGGCUGGUUGAAGCCCAAGCUUGAUUCCAAAGCCUUAGGUAUCAAUAGGGCAGAGAGAGUGGUUGAAGAGAUGCAGUCCGGUGGAAUUUUCAGUAUGAUUUUUGAAAACCCUAGUCUUCGUGCAAGCACUUCAGAGCCCUUGAAAUUGAAACAAAGAUCCCUUUCAGAGUCAGCCGCUGCGCGAUUUGACCUUGGACGUGAAAGUAUAAGUCAUCCGAAUCCCAGCCUGCUCUCUAAGGAGGAAAUAUCAAAAGUUAUUCAUGAUGAUUCUGUUUUCAGUAUCGGACCCGAGAAUCAUGAGGAUUUUGCAUUAGAUGCAAGUAUUCUGAACGUUGCCAUGGUCGUAGGCUACUUAGGUUCCAUCGAACUUCCUUCCACAAGCUGCAACCUGGAGUCGGACAGUUUGCAGGCCAUCCGUGGCUGCCUGCGGCGCUUGCGGGCCGAGCAGAAAAUCCACUCCCUGGUGACCAUGCGGGUCCUGCACGACCGCGUGCAGCUGUGCACUGACCAGGCCGCCAUUCUGGCCGAGUACCCGGCUGAGAAGCUGGCCUUCAGCGCUGUGUGCCCAGAUGACAGGAGGCUCUUUGGGCUUGUGACCAUGCAGAGCAGCGACGAUGGGAGCCUGGCACACGAGGAGGAGGGCGCCUUGCGGACUUCCUGCCACGUGUUCAUGGUGGAUCCAGACUUGUUCAACCACAAAAUCCAUCAAGGCAUCGCUCGGCGGUUUGGGUUUGAGUGCACGGCCGACCCCGACACCAAUGGCUGUCUUGAGUUCCCGGUGUCCUCUCUCCCUGUCCUCCAGUUCAUCUCCGUGCUCUACAGAGACAUGGGCGAGCUGAUCGAGGGGGUGCGGGCCCGGGCCUUUGUGGACGGGGAUGCGGACGCCCACCAGAACACCAGCACCAGCAGCAACAGUGACAGUGGCAUUGGGAAUUUCCACCAGGAGGAGAGAAGCAGCCGAGUGCUUGUGGUUGACCUGGGUGCCAGCUCGAGCAGGCACGGCCCCAGCAACGGUGGCUGGGAGGGUGCGGGUGGGAGGGGCUCCCAGCCCUGGGCCGCCCCCUGGAACGGGGCCUUCUGCCACGACGCCGAGGGGGGGCCCCCGUUUGAGGCCGCUCCGCAGGCUGACAGGUGCCGGGACUUCAGUAAGCACUUGGGACCCGCUGCUCACGCGGAGGUUCCCCCGGCCUCCUUGCGGAGCUCGGUCCCUCCUUCCAAGAGGGGCGCUGCCGGCCACGGCGGGGGUUUCGGCCAGCGGUGGCUUCCGGUCCACGUCCUGCAGGAGUGGCAGUGCGGACACGCCAGCGAUCAGGAGUCGUACACGGACUCCACCGAUGGGUGGUCCAGUGUCAACUGUGGCACGCUGCCCCCUCCCAUGAGCAAGAUCCCCGCCGACCGCUACAGGGUGGAGGGCAGCUUGGUGCAGCCCCCGCUGAGCACCCAGAAGAGGGACUGGUCCAGGAAGGCUUUUGGGAUGCAAAACAUUUUCGGUCCCCAUCGACAAGUUAGAAAGACUAAGGAAGACAAGAAGGGCUCAAAAUUUGGGCGGGGAAUCGGACUCACUCAGACUUCUCAACGCACAUCUGCCCGGAGAUCGUUUGGAAGAUCCAAGAGAUUUAGUAUCACUCGCUCCCUUGAUGACCUUGAGAGCUGACCGGCGCCGACCUGAAGGACUGCGUGAGCCACCACAGUCUGAGCAGCAAUGCCAGCCUCCCAAGCGUG